AUGCUCCCAAUAGCUCGACAAUCAGCCCUACGGGCAGUACGUGCGCAGACGGCUCCGAGACCCCUCCUGACACCUGCGCAAGCGUCAUUUCUCGCACGACUGCUCUCCACGCUCGCGAUUCUGGAACAAAAGGACGGAAAACUCAACACCGGAUCCUUGGGUGCAGUCACCGCGGGGGCCGAGCUCGGAGGCUCGGUGCACGGCUUCGUGGCCGGCAAAGCUGCAAAGACCAUCGCUCAAGAAGCAGCUAAAAUCAAAGGACUCGAGAAAGUGAUUGCCGUGGAGAAUGAAGCCUACGAGAGGGGUCUGCCGGAAAACUGGGCACCACUGCUGGUAGAAAACAUCAAGAAAGGCGGAUAUUCACAUGUCAUUGCUUCACAUUCGGCCUUUGGAAAGAGUUUAUUACCGCGGGUUGCGGCCUUGUUGGACGUCCAACAGAUCUCGGAUGUGAUGAAUAUCGAGGGCGAAGACACAUUUGUCCGCCCCAUUUACGCUGGUAACGCGAUCCUCACUGUCAAAUCCACCGACUCGACGAAACUCCUCACCGUACGCCAGACGUCCUUUGCCCCCACGGAGACAGAAGGUGGGUCCGCGGCCGUUGAAGACGGUGUCGACCCCAAAGCCGAGUCACCCACGGAAUGGGUGUCGGAGAGCCUGGCCAAGUCUGACAGACCGGAACUCGCGUCAGCCGAGAAGGUCGUCUCGGGCGGACGAGGCUUGAAAUCAAAAGAGGAGUUCGACCGGCUCAUCCCUCCCUUGGCGGACGCGCUGGGCGCUGCAAUCGGUGCCUCCCGCGCUGCGGUUGACAGCGGUUUUGCAGACAACAGUCUCCAAGUUGGGCAGACGGGCAAGAACGUGGCGCCUCAGUUAUACCUCGCGGCCGGCAUUUCGGGUGCGAUUCAACAUCUGGCGGGCAUGAAGGACAGCAAGGUCAUAGCGUGCAUCAACAAGGAUGCCGAUGCGCCGAUUUUCCAGGUCGCAGACGUGGGACUUGUGGGCGACUUGUUCGAGAAGGUGCCUGAGUUGACGGAAAAGCUGAAGUCACAAUCAUAG
Molecule: messenger RNA, 1053 nt
Organism: Cladophialophora yegresii CBS 114405
Lineage: Eukaryota; Fungi; Ascomycota; Eurotiomycetes; Chaetothyriales; Herpotrichiellaceae
Product: electron transfer flavoprotein alpha subunit
Exons: 2
Coding region: 1-1053 (350 amino acids)
Cellular component (GO): mitochondrion
Molecular function (GO): flavin adenine dinucleotide binding; electron transfer activity
Source: RefSeq, a predicted model, not a curated record